This is a messenger RNA of Aphanomyces invadans, 228 nucleotides long. RefSeq lists its product as hypothetical. Gene Ontology annotation, molecular function: nucleic acid binding. The coding region runs from base 1 to 228 and encodes 75 amino acids. The record is from RefSeq and is a predicted model, not a curated record. The transcript is spliced from 2 exons. Lineage: Eukaryota; Oomycota; Saprolegniomycetes; Saprolegniales; Verrucalvaceae.
AUGGACGCAUCGGAAUUUGUCUUUGAUGACAUGAUGCAAAGCGUCCACAUCGACGAGAAAUGGUUUUAUGCAACCCGGGUGAAGCGGUCAUACUACUUGGCACCUGGCGUGGAACCUCCUCAUAGAACCUGCAAGUCCAAGCGCUUCAUCACGAAGCUCAAGUGCCAGCUCAGCGAAAAAGCCGCAAUCGUCCGGCAGGAACAAUGCAAACAGUUCCUGUCAGUGUGA